Molecule: messenger RNA, 2010 nt
Organism: Desarmillaria tabescens
Lineage: Eukaryota; Fungi; Basidiomycota; Agaricomycetes; Agaricales; Physalacriaceae
Product: FGGY family of carbohydrate kinase
Exons: 9
Coding region: 129-1871 (580 amino acids)
Biological process (GO): pentose metabolic process; carbohydrate phosphorylation
Cellular component (GO): cytoplasm
Molecular function (GO): D-ribulokinase activity
Source: RefSeq, a predicted model, not a curated record
UUUGUUGCGACAGAAAUUUUAUAAUGUUUAUCCAAUAUACCGGGCCGGAAUAAUGGAACUGGAGAUAUACUCCACAUAUUGUUCCCCGUCCUUAGCAGCCUAUCAGGCCAUCUCUUCCAGCUACCAUCAUGUCCUCGACAAGUUACUACAUUGGCGUCGAUGUAGGUACUGGAUCUGCUCGUGCAUCGCUUGUCAAGGACGACGGAACUACCGUCGCGUCAUUCACCAAGGAAACCGUUACUUACCGCAACCCGGAGAACCAUCGUAUCUUUGAACAAUCUACGAAUAAUAUCUGGAGCGCAAUAUCCACAUGCAUCAGGACUUGUUUAAAGGAGUCUGGUGUCCCACCAUCCUCUGUGAAAGGCCUUGGAUUUGACGCUACCUGCUCGCUCGCCGUCUCUGACUUCCAGGGUGAACCAGUCACCGUUACAGGAGGUGACCAGCUUGGCCAGAAUGGAGAUCGCAAUGUCAUCCUGUGGGCUGACCACCGUGCGGAGAAGGAAGCGGAUCUAAUCAACAGUACUGGCUCUAUCGUUCUCGAUUACGUCGGCGGGACUAUGAGUCUGGAAAUGGAGAUUCCAAAAGUGCUUUGGCUGAAGAACCAUAUGGAUCCAGCCCUGUUUUCUCGUUGUCAAUUCUUUGACCUUCCCGACUUUCUAACAUACCGUGCAACCGCUGACAGCACACGAUCAUGCUGCUCAGUUACCUGCAAAUGCUCGUUUGUCCCGAACAAGGGCUGGCAGGCAGAUUUCUUCAAGAAGAUCGGGCUACAAGAACUAAUCGAGCGUGACUACAGUCAAAUAGGUGCUGCAAAUAUGAAGGUUCUUACUGCUGGUUUGCCCGUUGGCCAAGGCUUGUCGAAGCGCGCAGCCGAAGAGUUUGGACUUGUGGAGGGAACUCCGGUUGGUAGCGGAGUCAUUGACGCGUAUGCCGGUUGGAUGGGAACAGUCGCUGCAAGGACUAAGGGUAAGGAUGGGCAACUCUCUACGGAUCUUCUGUCGGUCGACGAAUCCAGUCAUCGCCUGGCCGCUGUCGCAGGAACUAGUACAUGCCAUCUUGUUCAGAGCCGUGAAGGUGUAUUCGUUAAUGGCGUAUGGGGUCCCUACAAGGACCCCGUAUUCCGUGGUUGGUGGAUGAAUGAGGGUGGUCAGUCAUCUACAGGACAACUCAUUGACUUCAUGUUGACGACCCACCCUGCUUACAAUAAACUUGUGGAGCUCGGAAAAGAGCAGAAGAAGAACAUUCAUGUCGUUCUUCAGGAGAUGCUUGCGAAGCUCAAGGCAGAGAGCAAAGUAGAUAGUCUAACAGAGCUGACAAAAGACAUCCAUAUAUACCCGGAUCUUCAUGGAAACAGGUCACCUAUCGCUGACCCUCGGAUGAAAGGAUCCAUUGUGGGCAUGGCACUAGAUGAUACCCUACACGACCUCGCGCGAAAGUACAACGUGACCUUGGAAGCCAUCGCUCUCCAAACACGGCACAUCGUCGACGAGAUGAACGCCAAGGGCCACAAGAUCACGUCCAUUUACAUGAGCGGCGGUCAAGCGAAGAAUAUCCCGAUGAUGCAGCUCUUUGCUAAUACCUGCGGAAUGCCGAUAGUAUUGCCUUUUGACCAUGCCGGGGCAGUGGUGUUGGGUGCUGCGAUGCUAGGGAGAUUCGCCGCCGAAGCGAACGGAAAAGGUGAGAUGAGUAGUCAGGAGCAGGGAGAUCUGUUGUGGAAGAUUAUGGUGGAGAUGACGCCUUCAGGGAUGAUGAUUGCCCCAUCAGCAUCGCCCAAGGAGAAGCGGUUGCUUGAGGCAAAGUAUAAGAUUUUCAGGGAGACCAUUUUAAUCCAGAAGCGCUGGAGGCAAGAAAUGGAGGAUGCGUGCAAGUAAUUCUUGGGCGCCUUCCAGAAUAAUAUCUAGAUACAUCUAGGAUCGAUUGUAAUUUUAGAUACCUUACCAUUCGUCUUUUUUUUAGUUUCGCGCACACUCAACAUACGUAUUUCAAAGUGUAUCAGGUGAUAGACCGAUG